AUGAUGAGAUUUUCAAAGUUAGUCAGAUGUACUAAUAGUAUCAUCAAAUCAAACCAAAUUCAAAGAUCAUUUAUCUCAACUUCAUUUGUACAACAACAACAACCAUCAAAAUCAGUUUUAACUUUAAACAACAACAACAAUAAAUAUAUUCAAAAGAGAUCUUAUGCAUCUGGUAGUGAAGAUGAACCAUGGUUAUUAGAAAAAGCUGAUCCAUCAAUUCUUCAAGAUGAUCAUCCAGGUUAUCCAUUUUCAGAAUUAGUAGAUACAACACUUCCAGAAUUUAGCAUUCAAGAAGUCUCUCGUCAUAAUUCAAGAGAGGAUUGUUGGAUUAUCAUUAAUGAAAAAGUUUACAAUGUUUCCUCAUAUGUUUCAUCUCAUCCAGGUGGUGAUAUGAUUUUACAAAAUGCAGGUGGUGAAUCAACAACUUUAUUCAAAGAAGCACCAAUGACUUCAUAUGCACAUGUUAUCAUGAAAGAUUUUCAUAUUGGAUAUUGUCGUCAUCAAAGAAGAUUUGAUGGCUUCACUCCAAGACAACAUGACGAAGAUCAUCACUAA
Dictyostelium discoideum AX4 is the source of this 555-nucleotide messenger RNA. Its product is annotated as cytochrome b5 domain-containing protein. NCBI's taxonomy places the organism in Eukaryota, Evosea, Eumycetozoa, Dictyosteliales, Dictyosteliaceae. Bases 1 to 555 code for a protein of 184 amino acids. The transcript has 4 exons. The record is from RefSeq and is a predicted model, not a curated record. Gene Ontology annotation, molecular function: heme binding.